Messenger RNA from Peronospora belbahrii, 774 nucleotides. NCBI's taxonomy places the organism in Eukaryota, Oomycota, Peronosporomycetes, Peronosporales, Peronosporaceae. The record is from the annotation of a GenBank genome assembly.
AUGGACUUUUGCCAAUUGCUACGCGAGGAACGAGCACGAGCACGUGAAGCUGUGGGAAGUACAAGAAGAUCCGUGAUUCAUGAUAGUAAAGCACCCGGGAAGAAGACAAGAGAGCAAGAAGAAUUCAUUGCAUCAUUGUGGCUAACUCUGUCCUUGAAAGUCUGGACGAAAAGGUCCAAGCUUGACAUUGGAACGUUUGCCAAGGGUCCAAUUCCUGGCGUGUAUUAUAUUCCCAAUUGGAUCACACCCGAUGAAGAGAAGGCGAUUUUGGAACGGGUAUAUGCGAUUCCAGACGACAGUGAAUUGUGGGUAAAGCUCAAGCAUCGCCGUCUGCAAAUGUGGGGAGGUGAAGUGACGACCCCGUUUAUUCCAAAGCCAUUGCCUCAAUGGCUAAGGCAGAUCAGCAAAACACUUGUUGAGAUCGGGGUCUUUACGGAAGACAAGCAGCCUAAUCACGCAUUGAUAAAUGAAUAUGGUGUGGGGGAUUGUAUCCUGCCACAUGAGGACGGACCUGCCUACUUUCCUCUCGUGUCGAUUAUCAACACUGGUGCUGACUGCCGUGUUACGUUCAAGCGGCAUCGUGAAGCUGACAAUCGGAUUCAGAUCAAGUCGGCAUUGGAAAGAGACAAUGGUCGACACUUUGACUUUCAAUUGGAACGUCGUAGUCUAUUGCUGUUUACAGGGGAAGCGUACACGCGUUAUCUGCAUAGUAUCGACAACAUUGAAGUGGGUACGCGUAUCUCACUAACAGUUCGCCACGUCGAUCUCUACUAA